AUGAACUCCAUCCACGACCCCCACGUCCACAAGCGCACCUCCAUCACCGAGCUCCUCAACCCCGUCGCCGUUCCCUCUGCCCCCCCUCUCGAUCCCGCCGCCUACAGCUCUACCCAGCUUCCCGGCCUCUCCUCCUUCCUUCCCCCCGCCCAUUCACAGCAUGUUCACCCCCACUCCUACCCCCAACCCAUCAAUACAUCCGCCCCCUCUGCUGCCUUUAGCCUCAGAGCAGCAAGCUGGGAUCAGGCCACAAAGGAUAACAACAUGCCCUCCACCAUGCGGCGCCAGGAUUCCGAUCCGGCCUCGUGUCGGUACUCCUCCUCCUCCUCCGUCCCGCCCCACCACCCAAUCUACCACCAAGACCCGUUCUCCAGACCCGCGAGACAACUCGAGGAGACGCCCAAUUACGGCAUGGAUGUCCAAAAUUGGCCUACUUCUUCCGACCAAGCAAAUACAUCUUAUCCUCCCCUGAUAUCGCCUAUGUAUUCGGACGAGCGCACCGCCCUCUCUGGCGAUUCCGUUCCAAAGAAUUAUCCACCCCAGCAGUACGAUCAGGACAUGGUCGCCCAGCAAUAUGCAGCGAAUGGUUAUUUUCCAGUCAUGUUGACAGACCCAGCUUCUCGUGGAUCCAUGCCUCCCUCCGUUCCCUCGCAACGCGGCCAGCCCACGCCUCCUGCGUACUUCCCGCCCCAUAUGAAUGUCGCGUUCGCCGCCAUCCCGUUCGGGCCACCGCCACCCACCGCGCAGAAAAGACCCAUGGAAUCACCGGGCGAGGACGGUGCUCCUCAACCAAAAGUCAAGAAGACGAGGACCAAGGCAAAGCCGGAUGGCACCGCUUCAAGGCGUGGCUACAACGCCAAGAAGCGCAGCGAGGCGGCGCAAAUCGCGGCACAAAAUGCGCACUUGAUGCCAACAGUGUCGUAUGCACAUGUGUCUGACGACAAGGGCAAAGAGAAGGCGACAGAUAAUAAUACGUCUGCUUUGGGAAGUACGAUGAGGAUUGUUGCCGACGACGGCCAACCACAUCCCGAAUCGUCUGGACCUUUGCAUCCCGAGCUGCAAUUUGCGCGCUGUAUGUCCAACCGAUAUCGCUCUGAAGAGUUCCCGCGAUGCGUAUCUUGCACACGGCGAUGGGCGGGAGACACGUGUCGUUUCCAAGGUAUACGUUUCUUCUUGAAAAACGAGAGUAACCAGAUAGUUGGCAUCAGCUUUGUGGAGAGCCAGAAGCCGGAUUCGCCCACCAUGCAUUUCCCCGUCAAGUGGAACAUCCCUUUGCAGCCGUCUCAUUUGAGGCGGUUAAAGCGCACGGUCGCGCAAGCACUGCUGCCGACGCUGCAGCAGGAACUCAAGCACCUCAACCUCGCCGAGAUCAUCCGACGCCCGAGAGAAAGCGAAGUGCGCGCUACGUGUGAUACGUGCAUGACAUCUAUCUUUUCCACCAGCUGGAUGUGCCGGUUGUGCGGUCGGGAGGCUUGCGCGGAAUGUUACGAGCAAGUAAGGGAGCUCACCACUGAUCGUGUCGGCGCGCCCGAAGCCGAGGUUGCAGCCCUGCAAGCGCGACGAGAGAAGCAUGCGCACGUCAAUCCGUUCUUCCUGUCCUGCACGAGGCGGAACGAGCAUCAAGCGAAGGAUUUCUCUCCCAUGUCGCGGUUCUGCAAGGCUGAGCUCUCGCAGGCGAUUACCGAAAUGGAGGCACUACUCGCCGAAUCAGAUCCGGAUGCACUGCCCGCUGAAGGGUCGCCAGCGAACGGUUCUACCCCCGCAUCUUUGUCGGGCGAAGCCUCCAGCGGCUGGUCAGCGCCUGCGAAACCCGCCAACGGAUCCGAUUCGGCUUUCCCAGCGCCACCUGUCAACGUCGCCAUCCCACCGGACCCGUCCACGUUUGCGCCCAAUGGCACGCUCGCGGCACCGCAGGCCACAAAUGGGUCCCCGACGAUCCCCUCCCACGAGACGUUGUACUAUACGGAGGUGGAACUGUCCGACGACACAUUCCGGCGCGUCUGGGCGAAAGGCGAGCCGCUCGUGGUGACGAACUUGCUGCCGAAGUUCCAUGUCCAAUGGACGCCGGAGUACUUCAGCACUAAGUACGGCACACAGAGCUGCUUGAUUCUCGAGUGCCAGACGGACCAGAACAAGCGCGUUACGGUAGGCGAGUUCUUCUCGUGGUUCGGGAAGUACGAAGGCCGCCGCGAUUGCUGGAAGUUGAAGGACUGGCCGCCUUCGACGGACUUCAGGACGGCGUUCCCGGAGUUGUUUGAUGACUUCAGUCAGGCGACUCCUGUGCCCAACUAUGUCCGCCGUGAUGGGGUGUUGAAUCUAGCGUCUCAUUUCCCCAGUAAUACUGUCGCGCCCGAUCUCGGUCCGAAGAUGUACAAUGCCAUGGCAUCGUUCGAGGCGCAAGGGAGCAAGGGCUCGACGCGGCUGCACAUGGACAUGGCGGACGCCAUCAACAUCAUGCUGUAUGCGAACACGACGCCCGACGGCCGCCCCGGCUGCGCGGUGUGGGACCUGUACAAGGCGGAGGACUCGAUAAAGCUGCGCAAGUUCCUACGGAAAAGGUUCAAGGGCCAAUUCCAGCACGACCCUAUACAUUCGCAGCUGUUCUACCUCGACUCGACGCUUAGACAGGAGCUCUAUCAAGAGUAUGGCGUCAAGAGCUAUAGGAUAUACCAGAAGCCCGGGGAGGCGGUCUUCAUCCCCGCGGGGUGUGCGCACCAGGUGUGCAACCUCGCAGACUGCAUCAAGGUCGCGAGCGACUUUGUGAGCCCGGAGAACAUCGAGCGGUGCGAGCUGCUCACGCGCGAGUUCCGCGAGCAGAACCAGUCGAUGGCUUGGAAGGAGGACGUGCUCCAGCUCCGAACCAUGAUGUGGUUCGCGUGGCUCUCCUGCAGGCGCCAGGAGAGGGACGCGGAUGCGUGA
This is a messenger RNA of Sparassis crispa, 2919 nucleotides long. RefSeq lists its product with no specific name. Gene Ontology annotation, biological process: regulation of transcription by RNA polymerase II. Bases 1 to 2919 code for a protein of 972 amino acids. The record is from RefSeq and is a predicted model, not a curated record. The transcript has 12 exons. Gene Ontology annotation, molecular function: transcription coregulator activity; histone H3K9 demethylase activity; chromatin DNA binding. Gene Ontology annotation, cellular component: chromatin; histone deacetylase complex. NCBI's taxonomy places the organism in Eukaryota, Fungi, Basidiomycota, Agaricomycetes, Polyporales, Sparassidaceae.